AAGAAAUUCCGACCAGAGCAUAGAAUUAUCUGCCGUUUGGCUACAUAUUCCAAUCGAAACACUUACGAGUAUCGCUGGAAGCCUCAAGAAGAGCGUAUCAAUAUCUAUCAGGUGGAGCAGUGGUAUCUCAACGAUUGGCAACGAACUCAUGAACUCUAUAAUUAUCGUUUUGGUUAUUUGAAAUUAGCACCGCUCAAGCCUAAUCAGAACGAACUUAAUCCAGGCACCCUUCUUUCUGGAGUCUCUGGACACUACACCGCUACUCUCAAGGGAGAUGAGAUUCAGCAGCGGUCGGUGCUCAGAGUGAGUUCGUUAAGCAGAAAUCAUCGAGAUGUGCAUGACCUGGUGAAGACCGCGGUUUGUUGGCUAGUCCGUGUUAGGUAUGACGAAGACGGCGCUCACAAUGGAAUUUCAUUCGUGAUACCGAAACCAACUCGUCAUGUCCAUGUAUCGAACGGCAAGCGAUGGCCGAUCUCGGUCGAUUUAUGCCGCAUCCCAGAUGCUCUCAAGACGGACGCGUUUCGUGAUAUCACUUGUACGGUAGCGAUUGGAGCACGGAAUUGUUACAUGUCGGCGCAAAAUAUCUAUGGCUCGUAUGCUGGCAGAGGACAAGGAUACGAAAGCGAAAAUACAGCGCGCUUCCCCACGCAUUACGGACAAGUUUGUUGUUAUGAUGAUGCCGGCCAUCUGAUGCAGACAAGUUAUCAACCGGUAAUCAAAGUCACACCAGAUGUCCCGUAUAAUCCCGGAUUCCCAAUGAGAGCCUACGAAUUCGGUACGGCUCCCUAUAUGGGACAAUACGAAGUACCUGGUCUAUCCGCUUUCCACAACGACUACAUGCCUUACUUUUUAUGCUGUAAAUUUGCCGACUUCCGUUGCCAAAUGUUCUAUUGGAGACGACCAUCAAGUGGCUGCCAGGAGUACCAGCCGCCAGCAUACGGCGAAGGCAUGGGCGCCGGCACGUUCAAUACCAUCGACAAUGACAAAUUCAUUUUCAAUGAGCCGGGUGUCUUCAACGUGCUCUACAUCCCCCAGACGCUUCAAACACCUGAAGUGAAAAUUCAGCUGAGGCUGGAGAGAUAUCCAGAUCGACGAGUGGAUUUCAGUCUGCUGGGUCGCGGAAUGGCUCAGCAGGAUCUCGUGCAACCAACGAACGUGACCGUAAUCACAGGCAUUGUGAUGGAAGCUACCGGCACCGAUAGAGUUCAUGUCCUCACUCGGAAAGACACCAGACGAUUUCGAUACCGGACCAGCAUCAUCGUUGGAAACAUUAUGCGUUACUUCGAUACAAUGAGGAUUCAGCGAUUCAAAGGCGUACUUGUCUAUGUGAAUAACGUCGAACGAGGCCAGCCAGAAAUCUACGUUGUUCUCGAAGAAGCCCAGAUUGGCGUUCGAAUCCGCGAAUCCUAUGCCAUCGAUGUCGAUCGUUAUUCGAAUUAUCAGGAGAGCAUGGGAAUGCUGAACGUGGCGCUUAGUGUACCGCCACAAUACGGAGUGCGCCCAGAUGGUGACAAAACCAGAGAGACCGAGUUACGACAGCGGUACAAUCUUCCUCGAGUAGCCGGAUUAAUGAGACCAUUCCCUGAUCAGACCUCAGCCAGCUUCAUGCAGACCUUGACAUUGAAUGAUGUAAAUUCGGAGACAUACAGACAACAAAUAAUCAACAUGUAUCGCGUGCAGGGAUCUGGUGAGCCCGGCUCCGAUCAGAACCUGCAGACACAGAACCAGGCUGGUAUGCCAACAGAAAAUAUGUUUACCACUAGCAAGGACGAGGACAAGAAGUUCGAGGUA
This is a messenger RNA of Ostertagia ostertagi, 1791 nucleotides long. Lineage: Eukaryota; Metazoa; Nematoda; Chromadorea; Rhabditida; Trichostrongylidae. The record is from the annotation of a GenBank genome assembly.